This is a messenger RNA of Solea senegalensis (Senegalese sole), 3551 nucleotides long. RefSeq names its product transcription factor EB (gene tfeb). Gene Ontology annotation, cellular component: nucleus. The transcript has 10 exons. Gene Ontology annotation, molecular function: DNA-binding transcription factor activity, RNA polymerase II-specific; RNA polymerase II cis-regulatory region sequence-specific DNA binding; protein dimerization activity. Gene Ontology annotation, biological process: positive regulation of DNA-templated transcription; regulation of transcription by RNA polymerase II; humoral immune response. Bases 102 to 1676 code for a protein of 524 amino acids. The record is from RefSeq and is a predicted model, not a curated record. Lineage: Eukaryota; Metazoa; Chordata; Actinopteri; Pleuronectiformes; Soleidae.
CAUUUCUUCUACACCCUUCUCCACAGCCUCCUCUACCUCUCGGGCUGGACUGCGGUGCACUGACGUCGGCUCGCCCUCCCCUGCCCCCUCGCCCCCCAGCAAUGGCCUCACGCAUCGGGCUGCGGAUGCAGCUGAUGCGGGACCAGCUGCAGCAAGAGGAGCAGCGUGAGCGGCAGCAGCAGCACCAGAAUGCAGUCCUGCAGCCGUACAUGCAGCAGCGCAUGGCCGGGCCACCUGCACCCACCCCUGCCAUUAGCGCCCCACAGCAAUACCAAAGCAUGCAGGUCCCCGUGGAGAUCCUUAAGGUAGAGACUCACCUUGAGAAUCCUACAGACUACCACAUCCGCCAGUCUCGGAGGCAACAGGUGAAAGAAUACCUGUCGACCACCUUCGCCACCAAACAGAUGGUCCAUGCAGUAGCCGGGCUGGUUCCACCCACUUCCCCCACAAAAAUGGGACCCGCAGGAGGUUCAGCAUCUGCCCCCCCUCCCCUCCAGUCCCCGCACAUGCGCACCGAGCAGCUCAUGACUGGCAACAGUGCACCCAACAGCCCCAUGGCCAUGCUCAACCUCAGCUCCAGCCACGAGAACGAGAUGGAUGAGGUAAUUGAUGACAUCAUCAGCAUGCAGUCCAGUUAUGAUGAUAUUCAAGCAUACACUGACCUUGUGCAGAUGCCCAACACACUCCCUCUGUCUAGCAGUCACCUUGAUGUGUAUACAGGUCCUGGGAUGAAGGGGCCGGCCAUUGCUACGACCAGUAACUCCUGUCCUGCCAACCUGACCAUCAAACGAGAACUGUCAGACACAGAAGCCCGUGCGCUGGCCAAGGAGAGACAGAAGAAAGACAACCACAAUCUCAUUGAGAGAAGGAGGAGAUUCAACAUCAAUGAUCGAAUCAAAGAGUUGGGCACCAUGAUCCCCAAAACCAACGACCUUGUGCAUAGUGAUGUGCGCUGGAACAAAGGCACUAUAUUGCGGGCAUCAGUCGAGUACAUCAAACGCAUGCAGAAAGAUGUGCAGAGGAGCAGGGAGGUGGAAAACAACUUCAAAAGAAUGGAGAUGGCCAACAAACAGCUGUUGCUACGCAUCCAGGAGUUGGAAAUGCAGGCUCAGAUGCACGGCCUGGCCAGCCCCUCUCCCUCUGCCCUGAACUUGACUGACAUCAUGGGCCCUUAUAUAAAACAAGAGAUCAGCCCAGAGGAGAAGCUUUCUCACCCUCAGUUACAAGUCCACCACCAGCCACAUCACCUACCCCAGAACCAGGCUCAGCCCCAGGCCCCCCAGCAACACUUCCUUCCACAAAACCACCUCCACCCUCAGGGCCAGGCUCAGCCACAGCCCAGGCAGCUGCCUCCGCUCCCUCAGCACCUCCAGCACCAGCACCAGCACCAGCAGCCCCUGCAGUACCCAACUGUGGGCAGCUCCCAGGCCUUUGACUACGCCCAGUCUUUGGACUUAUGUGAUGGUAUACCUGGCUUCUCAGACGGCAUGUCGGGGCUGGGCGAACUGGGUGGACUGGAAGGCCAUGGGAGAAGAGGGGAGUUGGGCUUCCUGAUGAUGGAUGAGCCCUUGUCCCCAAUGGGCGGAGACCCGCUGCUCUCAGCAAUGUCCCCCGAAGCCUCGGUGGACUCCAGCCGCAGGUCCAGCUUCAGCAUAGAGGACGGAGACAUACUGUAGACACGUGCGCACACACACACUUACACAGAGGUGUCACAUGGGGUGCAUCAGCGACGGUACGUCGAACGCAAAUGUAGACACAUGUACAGCACAUACGAUGGAAAGGAAAUCAGCCACCAGGCAUCACAUCAGAUAUUCACCCACCGCUGAGUCACAACACGCGUGCACACACACACACACACACACACUGGUGCCACUCAGUGGUACAGUACGGUGUUAAUGGUACAAACACAAAUAUGGUACACAGCUCUCUCAACAUCUGCACUAACAUACACGAGUACACGUGAGAUAACGUCAAACUCUGCCCAACAGGCUGAGCAUUUACACAGGGUGAAGCGACACUGCCUGGUCAGGAGUGUGUCGGUCUUGGCCGUGCUUCCGUGAAGGUGGCUCUGAAUCGUAAUUGGGCAAGGGACAAAAAACAACAACAUUUAAUUAGACUGAAGUUAUCAGAUACAAGGACAACCGAGUGCAUUGUCUCACUUGAUAGAGGUUAGUUAUUUUCCCCUUUACAUCCACCUCUUUUAGUAACCAUAAAUGAUUGAGUGAACGACAGUGAGUAAAAUGGAAAUGGCGUCAUGGACGUGCAUGCAUAUUUUAUCUGGCGGAGACGCAACGCUCUGUUUCUCAGUCUGUUUCUAUCCCAGCUUACUUUAGUGCCUUCAGCGUUGGUCGUUUUGGUGUCAGACAAAGGUCAUGUUUUCAUCUUGGAGAUGCGAUGCUGUCCCUCAGUUUCCACGACUUAAAUAAUUUUUUCACACUGUGUCAGUGGCUUUUUUAAGAGUCAUCCCAAUCUGUGAGGUGUCAAAAUACUCAGGUACUGUAUUGGAAACAGACGAGCAGGAUCGUGUUAAGUAGAAACAAAUGUUUACCUGGACUGUGUCAGGGCCAUGAUCCAUCAUCACUGUGCCUUCUGAUUUGUGCAGCUGCUGCUCCUCAUAGCCUCAUAAGUUUUAUAUGUUAGACAUCGUGACCAGAGGUUAGACUGACUAUCAAGCUCAGUUUUGCCUGUAAAAGCUUCAGUUUGCUUCUGUACCAGCGAAAUAAUUAAUAACACAGGAGCUAAGCUGUUAAUCUUUCUGUCGCUAUGGCAUCGGUCAAACCCGGUACUGACAUCCAUCUUCAUCACAUCCCACUUUCUUUUAAAAAAGAAACAAAAAAUACACACUGAUGCUCUAUUUCUUAGCGAACAAGACAAAUGAUGUCUUUCAUGAGUCUGACUGUACAGAUGUGUCCACUUUCAGUUUGUGUGGUGAGUGAGAGAGUUAAAAGAGACGUGAAAAGUCUCAACACUAGUCACGCCGCUGUAACAUGAAAGAACAUUUGACUACAGGAGGUGGACGCUAAUGCUGCGUUCACACCAACAACACUGCACCAUUUUUGUGCAACAACGACCACCGGUGUCGAUCGCAAGUCAAAUUCUUUUCCAAAGUUGAACAUUUUCAACUCGUUGGUUGCGUUGGUUCACUUGAAUUCGAAAUGCACAUCUACUCGCGUCUGCGUUGACUUGGUAUGUAAACUGUAAACUAUAAGAAAACUGCAUAAGCGUCCAGACUCGUCCACUUACUCACUCAGGAUGGAAGUUAAUACCAGGUCAACGGGUCCAUGUGACUCUGUGGGCCUUGUAGUAACAGUGACACGAUGUGAUAAUAGAGAGAGAGAGAGAGAGAGACGGUUUGUGUCAGCUGACGGCAGCAGCAGCAGCAGUAGUUGUAGUAAUCACUGGAAAAAUCACAUGUCGCACACAUUCACACGCUUACGUUCAAACAUGCCUUUAACGCGGCGUGUACCCACCCACUUCACACACGCAUGCAUUUUAUUGUUCACACACUUGCACACACAUAUAUACUGUAUGUUUGAUGUAUAUAUAUGUAU